CAGUACCAUACAGUGGCACUUGGAGGAACCUUCGAUCACAUCCACGAUGGCCACAAGGUUCUUCUUUCGUUAGCAUCGUUCAUGACAAGAACUAAGUUGAUCGUGGGGGUCACCGGGCCUGAAUUAUUGACCAACAAGAAGUAUGCCCAAGCAUUGGAGUCGUACAGCACCAGACAGCAGAGAGUGCUUGAUUUCUUGGGAGUGAUCCUGAACCCACGGGACUACAACGUGGAGAUAUACAAGAUUAACGACGUCUGUGGACCCACUGGCUUCUUGGAAGACAUUGAUGCAUUAGUGGUGAGUGCUGAGUCCAGCAAGGGAGGUGAGUUUGUCAAUAAUUACCGAGCAGAACGAGGAUUCAGGCAGUUGGAUAUCCUGUCGAUUUUGGUUAUAGGCGGUGACAAAUCCAGCGAAGAGAAUGGCUGGAAGGGGAAAUUGAGCUCUACCGAUAUCAGA
Molecule: messenger RNA, 456 nt
Organism: Suhomyces tanzawaensis NRRL Y-17324
Lineage: Eukaryota; Fungi; Ascomycota; Pichiomycetes; Serinales; Debaryomycetaceae
Product: putative pantetheine-phosphate adenylyltransferase
Exons: 1
Biological process (GO): coenzyme A biosynthetic process
Molecular function (GO): dephospho-CoA kinase activity
Source: RefSeq, a predicted model, not a curated record